UUCUCAAUACUCAUAUUCCUAGUGUGUGUAACUGUGGAAUCCCAACAAAAUCAUUCAAGCAAGAUAGUGAUUAGUUUAGGCUCUUCACUUUCUUCCACAAAUACUCCCACGUCAUGGUCCUCUCCCUCGGGCCUAUUUGCAUUUGGUUUCUACACACAAGAUAUCGGCUUUAAGGUCGGAAUUUGGCUCAAUCACUGCAAAACAGUUGUAUGGACGGCAAAUAGAGAUGAUCCACCAAUCACCUUCGGUUCGACCCUCGAGCUCACCAGGGAUGGGAAACUUGUUCUGAGAACAGAGCACCGAGAAAAGAAACAAAUAGCAAAGACUCUGGCCUCUGCAGCCUCUGCCUCCAUGCUCGAUUCUGGAAAUUUUGUUCUGUACAACAAUGACUCCGAAAUCAUUUGGGAAACUUUUGCUUUUCCCACUGACACCAUUCUAGGAGGACAGAACCUGUCAAUCGGUGGGACGCUGGUCUCUAGUGUAUCAAACACUGACAGCUCAACCGGGCGGUAUCAACUCAAGAUGCAGGAUGAUGGGGACCUUGUUUGGUACGCACUAAACACUGAAGAAACAAUAAUAGAUGGUUACUGGGACUCGAACACUUGGCAGAAGGCCCCCGAUUUCCUUUACCUCAAUCAUUCAGGCAUUCUGGCUAUCAUAAACAGCACUAGUUUGGAUAUGAUCCGAAUCUUGUCUGCUAACAACAACAACAGCAACACGAUCAUUUAUCGUGCAACACUUGAUUUCGAUGGAGUUUUCAAAUUGUACUCUCAUAAAUUCGAUGAGAGUACUGGUGAAAACCAGAUUUCAAUUGAGUGGAAAGCACCUGACAAUCCAUGCCAAGUGAAGGGUUUUUGUGGCUCAAACAGUUACUGCACAUUAGAUGACUACCAGCCAUACUGCAUUUGUCUUCCUGGUACUGAUUUCAUUGAUCCCAACCAGCGGUCUCUUGGUUGUGGCAGAAACUUCUCGCAGGAAAGUUGCAAGGGUGGGAUAGAAAACACCACCUCAUUUAACAUUACUACCAUGGACAAUAUGAUGUUGGCUGAUGUUCCGUAUGCAUAUGAAUCAAUGUCUAUAGAAGAUUGCAUGACGUCUUGUUUGGAAGAUUGCAAUUGCGAAGUAGCUCAGUACGUGGUUAAGUAUUGCUCGAAACAUAGUCUUCCACUUAGAUAUGUCAGAAGAGAUACAACUCCAUCCAAGGUUUUCUUUAAGGUGGGCACAGCGAGUGUCAUCAAAAGCGAGAAUGGGACAACUCCUCAGUUCAUGAAGCCAACACCGCAGCCACCACUAGUUUUGGUGAAGAGCAGAAACACAGUAAUGCUAAUACUUGUAACUAUGGGUUUACUUACAAGUUCAUGUGCUGCUCUUGCCAUCUCUGGGAUAUACGUUUACAAAUUUAGAGUUUUGAAGUACAAAAGGUUGUUGCAAUAUGGAAACUCCUGCAUUACAGAGAAGCUCACCAUGCAAUUGUUUUCAUACAGUGAGCUCAAAAAAGCAACCAAUGGGUUCAAAGAAGAGCUGGGAAAGGGGUCAUUCGGAGCAGUUUACAAAGGCACUUUGUACAAAGGAAAGAUGUUGAUUGCAGUGAAGAGACUUGAGAAGGUUGUGGAAGAAGGUGAAAGAGAGUUUCAGGCAGAGAUGCGAGCAAUCGGGAUAAGGCACCACAGAAACUUAGUCCGGUUGCUUGGAUACUGUAUUGAGGGUUCUAAAAGGCUUUUGGUUUACGAGUACAUGAGCAAUGGCUCUCUUGCAGAUCUUCUUUUCAAAUCUACAAGGCGCCCGGAUUGGAAAGAGAGAAUCAGAAUCGCCCUCAAUGUCGCGAGAGGGAUCCUCUAUCUACAUGAAGAGUGUGAGACUCCUAUAAUUCAUUGCGAUAUAAAGCCUCAAAACAUAUUGAUGGAUGAAUUUUGGAAGGCAAAAAUCUCCGACUUCGGGUUGGCCAAGUUGUUGAUGCCUGAUCAAACGAGGACCUUUACAGGAGUUAGGGGGACUAGGGGAUAUUUGGCUCCAGAAUGGCAGAGAAACAACCCCAUAUCGGUCAAGGCUGAUGUUUACAGUUAUGGGAUAGUGUUGUUGGAAAUUGUUUGUUGCAGAAGAAACUUGGAAGUUAAUGUAUCAACACCAGAAGAGGUGGUUCUCUCUAAUUGGGUCUAUAGGUGCUUUGCUGGGAGGGAGUUGAACAAGCUUACUGUUGUGGGUGAUGAAGAAGUUGACAUGAAGACACUCGAGAACAUGGUUAAAGUGGGACUCUGGUGUAUUCAAGAUGAACCAGCUCUCCGUCCUUCCAUGAAAAGUGUAGUUCUGAUGCUUGAAGGCAUUACUGAUAUAUCAAUCCCUCCAUGUCCAACUACGUACUAAUGGAUGUCAUCUAUAGAAGUUCAUUAAUAACGUACCAGCAUCAUCUUCUGUUGGAGAUCAAGGAUUAGCAGUUCUACUGAAUAGACCAUGUGAUUGCAAUAAUAUUUUUAUUUGAAGGAUAUCUUAGUAUAUAAUUAAUUGUUGCUUAUAUAUAUAUAUAUAUAAUCUAUUAAUGAAGUUAUGUAAUUUUAAUAAUUUCCUCUCUUAUAGUAAAUGUGCAAAUAGUUUGCCAGUGUAUGUAAUGAUAAAUUUCGAUGUUGUUGUAAUCAAUAAAUAAUAGU
This is a messenger RNA of Camellia sinensis, 2642 nucleotides long. The record is from RefSeq and is a predicted model, not a curated record. Lineage: Eukaryota; Viridiplantae; Streptophyta; Magnoliopsida; Ericales; Theaceae.